CACCCUUGGUCUCAGAGCUGAAGACAACCCAACAAUAUUGAAGAAUGACAUGCCUUGGUGUCGUUUGGUUUUGGUGAAGGUGUUCGAGUCUUUUUCAGGUACAGGUUGAGCUGUGUACAUUUGGCGGGCCCACGUUGUUCCAGAAAAAUAAGAUGUAGCCACUGCUUCUCAAAACACUCGAGACAUUCCAGGGUAGAGCACGUGACAAGAAAGUUAAAACAGGGUGGAUUUUUUUUUUGUUUUGUUUUUACCGGGAGAGGUCGCAUGCGCUGUGGAACUGGAGCAAAGGAUGGACUGAACUUUGGGAAGCGAUGCGGAGCAACACUUACUUCACUUCGUUUCAGUGAUGUUACAAUGUGCGAGUAUAAUACAUAACUUGGACUGAUAAGGCUAAUUGCAAAAAGGCAGAUAUGCUGUCGUGAACGCUCGAGUGUGCUGCUGGAAUUCGAAGGUUUUAUUUGACGCUCCCAACAAGCGCCCCAGCAGACGCAGACGCAGACGCAGACGCAGACGGCCAAGGACCGCAGCAUGUCUGCCAGCACGCUGCCCUGCCAGCCCUGUCAGAUGGACCGGAGUGGCAGCUUCUUCAAGCUGAUUGACACGUUCUCGUCUGAGAUCUCGGAGCUGAAGCAGGAGAUGGUGCCGCCAGCGGUGCCCGCGGACAGGGAGCCUGAGACGGCGGUCCUGAGAGGGCUAGAAAACGAGGUGAGCGGACUCUUCCUGCAGGCGGCCGACUGCGCAGGCACGGGCUCGGCGAGGGACUCCGGCUACGACUCGCUGCGCAGGCGCCUCAGCGUGCUGGACCGACUGACGCAGACACACGCCGUCUGGCUGCAGCUGUCGCUGGGAGACGACGAAGCCAGACGCAUCCUGCAGCCGCAGCCACCAGGGACAUUCCUGGUGCGUAAGUCUCUGAAGCUGCAGAGGAAGGUGAUCUCCCUGCGCAUGGAGAGCGCUAGCGCCGCAGCCUCCGCCGCCGUGUGGGACUUCCCUAUCAAGGAGAGCCAGUACACCUUCUCUCUGGAGGGGUCAGGGAUCAGCUUUGCAGACCUGUUCCGCCUGGUAGCCUUCUGCUGCAUCAGCAGAGACGUCCUCCCCUUCACUCUCAAGCUGCCUGAGGCCAUCUCCACAGCCAAGUCCCCCACUGAUCUGGAGGCAGUUGCAAAGUUAGGAAUAGGGUUCUGGGACUCUGAUUGGAGUAACAGGAAGAAAGACUCAGCGUCUCAGUCACAGCCAGUGGACGAGGACACUGUCCAGCAGAAAGCCGUCCAGCAGGAAGGACACAGAGACAGCAUCAUCCCUGGCCUUCGCACCCGUGCCCCGUCCCAUCUUGAGCGCAGCCAAUCAAAAGGCGCGCUGUGCUUCAUCAACCCCUUGUUCCAGCAGACACACCAGACGGACACCCCCAUCGCGGAGCCUGGCGUCACGGCAACGGCACUGCCUAGCAACAGCACUGUUGCCGACCCCCAGCUGACCGAUAGCAGCACCCCCCUCCAGAACGGCGCACACUCAGGUCCCUCUCCGAACCAGAGUGAAACAUCUAGCCACCAAAGCAGUUCCGCUCACAACAGCAGUUGUGUUUUGACCCGGGCCAAGAGCGUCUCGCGCUCGCGCUCGCCGCCACCCCCGCGCCCCCCACCUCCCCGCUCGCGCUCCGUCCCCCGCAGACCUGCGCCCCCCAGGCAGAAGAGCAUGCCGGAGACAGCCUCCUGGAUAAACCCUCCCCAGAAGGAGAAGACCAGCCUGCUGGGGCGCCUUGGCUCCUCGUUCUCCUCCUCCUUAUCUUUUUCCUCGUCCUCCUCCUCCCCGCCCAAACGCAUCAGCGCCCCCAUCCCCGUCCCCUCCUCCCGGGGCAAGAAGCCCCCCGUCGGGCCUGAUGUGGACGGCCACCGCUGCCAACUGGCUCUUGACGACCAGACCAUAGAGCAGGCCGUGUCCCUCAGCCUGGCCAAGCUGUCCCAGCGCAACGGCUCCAGCGUGGACACGUGCAGCCCCAGCCCCAGCCCUCUGGAGCCCAGCCAGGACGCAGGGGUCGGCGGGCAGAGGCACGCGGGCGAGGAGGGGCGCCGCGGCCGGACCCGAGGCAACAGCGAGCGCCUGAGUGACAUCAGCUUCUCCACCUCCUCGUCCGACUCGUUGGACUUCUCCUCCCACGGCUUCCCGCUGUCGGCGCCGAGCCCCUCCAAAGCCGGCCGCGGCCUCGUCGGCGGCGGCGACAGCAGCAUGGAGGAAGAGGAAGAAGACGAGGAGGAGGAGGAGGACGGAGACUACGGACGCGGCGCCGAGAGCGACCAGGAGAUGCCGCCGCCUUUCAAGGCCAAGAAGCGGGCGAGUGGCGGCACCUUCGUGCUCCCGCGGGCCCUCCGGGGCCACCUGCGCAAGGUGAGCGGCGUGUUCAGCUCGCUGAUGACGCCCGAGCGGAGGGCGGUGCGGCGUGUGGUGGAGCAGGCGCAGGACAAGGGCACCUACUUCGGCUGCCUGGUGCAGGACCACGUCAGCUUCCUGCUGGAGAACGGCGGCCUGGGGCACACGUCGGGCACCGAGCUCCUGCAGACCCUGCGCCAGUUCAUGACCCAGAUGAAGUCCUACCUGCUCCAGAGCUCCGAGCUCGACCCGCCCAUCGAGUCCCUCGUGCCUGAGGACCAGAUCGACCAGGUCCUGGAGAAGGCCAUGCACAAGUGCGUGCUGAAGCCGCUGAAGGCCACGGUGGAGGCGGCGCUUCACGACUUCCAGGUGAAGAGCGGCACGUGGCAGCAGCUGAAGGAGAACCUGGCGCUGGCCAAGGCGCGGCAGCCGCAGGAGAUGGGCGUGGACGGCGCCCUGCCCCCCGACCCCGUGGCCAUCGAGAAGAUCCGCCACAAGUUCCACACCAUGCACAAGAUGUACUCCCCCGAGAAGAAGGUGGCGCUGCUCCUGCGCGUCUGCAAGCUCAUCUACACCAUCAUGGAGGACCACUCAGGGAGGAUGUACGGGGCCGAUGACUUCCUGCCCAUGCUGACGUAUGUGCUGGCCCAGUGUGACAUGCCUCAGCUGGACACAGAGAUCCAGUACAUGAUGGAGCUGCUGGACCCAUCUCUACUGCAAGGAGAAGGCGGUUACUACCUGACCAGUGCGUACGGCGCCAUGUCCCUCAUCAGGAACUUCCAGGAGGAGCAGGCCGCCCGCAUCCUCAGCUCCGAGACGCGCAACACCCUGCACCAGUGGCACCGGCGCCGCACCGCCCAGCGCACCACACCCUCCGUGGACGACUUCCAGAACUACCUGAGGGUGGCGCUACAGGAGGUGGACACUGGCUGCACAGCCAAGACCCUGAUGGUGCAUCCCUAUGCCACCACUGAAGAAGUGUGCCAGAUCUGCGCCGAGAAGUUCAAGGUGUCCGAGCCCGAGAACCACGCCCUCUUCCUGCUGACCGAGGAGACCACGCAGCAGCUGGCCAUGGACACCCACCCCCAGAAGAUCAAAGCCGAGCUGCACAGCCGGCCCCAGGUGCAGCCUUUCUACUUCGUGUUCCGCCGCGUGCCCAGCCUCAACCAGGCGGCCGAAGACCAGCUCAACGGGAACUGUGACCCCAACUGAGCCCGGAACGAGCCAGCAUUCCCAAGAACUGCUUUCCCCCCCCAGCCCCCAGCUCCUCCUCCUCCUCUGACCCGGCUGGUCCGUGCCGGUAUUCCCCCCGCCCCCGUGUCCCGAAACGGGUGUCUGCCUGGUCUGGACUUGCAAUGGAACUGCACAACAACACUUCUCCAUUUCUCUGGUGGUGGUGGCGGCAGCAGCCAAUGAGUUGUCAAGCGAGUAUCACUGCCCCAGAAUGGAAAAUAACAUUUGGAGAAGAGAGGGAAGGAAGGAAGGAUGUCUGACAGAUGUAGCUGUUUUUUUUCCCCCCUCGCCCCCCCGUCACUAUUUUAAAAUGUCUGAGUUGGCACGCGAUCUUGGCACAUGCAGGUGUUGCAAUACAUGCCGUACUAGACCGUGAAACUGGCCUGUAGCACAUGUGCGGUCUGUUAUGAUUACAGACGACCAUUACUGUUAGACCAUCAGCUGAUACUCAAAACAUACCCUUCAAUGCCCCCUCUCCAGGGCCUUAGGAGGCAUUAGUGCUGAAAUUGGCUGACUUCAGUGGGAGGGAUUCCCUGGUGUGUGUAGACGUUUGCAGGCCAUGCCUUUACACCUUGUUACCUUGUGUGUUCCCCCUCAGUAUGUUGUGCUUUAAGAUCAGACACAUUUCUCUCAUAUUGUAAAGACCUGGUCUUGGUCUGUAGAGGAGAGGGCUGCAAGAGUAUUGAGAGUACUGGUGAUUGUUAUACUGGAAGAAGUUGCAAUGUGUGUAAUCUGUCUUGUACUGUCCAACGAUCUUUUAAGACCUUGUCCACAUGGACCAAUCUUUGGUGAAGAAACACAUAUCUGUAACAAAACUAUAGAAUUAGUUAUUGUGUUUAUUUAGAGGAAAGUGUGUAUUAAUUAUAUUGGACUUUUUUUGUCUGCAUUUCUGCAGUUGCUGGUAAACUGCAUCUAUGUUUUUAUAUAUGAAUUAUUGUAAUAUUAUUGCAUGUGUUUCUGUUGAUCUGAAAUAUAGAGAGCAAGAAGCAGGCAUUGUUGCCAGUGAUAUUUGAUUUUUGUCUUUGUACGUUUUUAAAUGAAAUAUUUAGUGUCAUACAAUCCUUCUUAACGACAGCAUCCAUAUGAAUUCCCCCUGACAUGUUGGCAUUGAUAUGAAUGAGAUGACAAAAAUAUUAGAAUGUUACGAUACUACUGAAAAAUCUCACAGUCGAGGGUUCGUGAACGAUUCUCAAUCUAUUUAGGAUAAAUGGAUUGCGCUAAUCGUGUAUGUGUAGGGUCCGUCCUAACUUGAACGAUUAUUUUACCGGUGAGGAUAACUGUUGAAGGCUUUUGCACGUGCUUGAGGGAAAGAUAAUGGAAGGUGAAUCGAGAGUAAGAGUCAGGGUAUAAUUGACAACACCCUUAGAGGGAUGUAAUACCAAUGCAGCUGGUGAUGCAGUUAUAUUGUGCUGCAUUGUGUUGUGAGAGUUCAAAUUGGGAUAUCAAGAGGCUCCGUUUUUAUGUAAAGGGCAUCUUAAGCACACUCAGGGACAGAGUGUUACUCAAACAUUCAAUGUCCAAAACAAUGAACAUUAUGAGUUAUAUCAGGGGUACAUUUAUUAACGUUUGUGUCAGCAUCCCUAUUAAUAACCAGGGCAUUGGGCGCUGUACGGACAGGACACAGAAGUGAAAGAAGGAUGUUUUGAGGCGAGUUGCCGUGGAUAGACUCCUACUAACAACUUUAGUACAAAAACAAAACAAAAACACUAUGAGUACUGUUUGUAACAUUUGUCAAAAAAAAAAAACACAAAUUAUGUUUGUGGAAAUUUUUAAUUUUUAAAAAGUGCAGUCCAUUUGUGAUGUAACUGUAAUUUUUACUAGAUAUUUUAAUGAUGUUAAGUGUAUUUAUAUGUAAUCUGUGCAGGGAUUUUUCACAGAUUGAUAUGUUCAUUAUCCAUCCCCAGUGUAGUCCUUUUGCAGUCUUUCCAGAUCAACAUAAGGAACUUCAAAGUUCCACACUGUUGUGUCAGUUAUACUUUAAUACCCUUUUGCACAAUAAAUGGUGGUUACAUGUA
This is a messenger RNA of Clupea harengus (Atlantic herring), 5612 nucleotides long. It is a transcript of the gene rin2a, whose product is annotated as Ras and Rab interactor 2a. Gene Ontology annotation, cellular component: cytosol; endocytic vesicle. The record is from RefSeq and is a predicted model, not a curated record. Gene Ontology annotation, biological process: signal transduction; vesicle-mediated transport. Gene Ontology annotation, molecular function: guanyl-nucleotide exchange factor activity; small GTPase binding. NCBI's taxonomy places the organism in Eukaryota, Metazoa, Chordata, Actinopteri, Clupeiformes, Clupeidae.